This is a messenger RNA of Amaranthus tricolor (Joseph's coat), 1398 nucleotides long. NCBI's taxonomy places the organism in Eukaryota, Viridiplantae, Streptophyta, Magnoliopsida, Caryophyllales, Amaranthaceae. The record is from the annotation of a RefSeq genome assembly.
AUGAUUUUUCAAUCUUUUCUACUAGGUAAUCUAGUAUCCUUAGGCAUGAAGAUAAUCAAUUCGGUCGUUGUGGUCGGACUCUAUUAUGGAUUUCUGACCACAUUCUCCAUAGGGCCCUCUUAUCUCUUCCUUCUCCGAUCUCAGGUUAUGGAAGAAGGAGAAGAAGGAACCGAGAAGAAGGUAUCAGCAACAACUGGUUUUAUUAUGGGACAGCUCAUGAUGUUCAUAUCGAUCUAUUAUACGCCUCUGCAUCUAGCAUUGGGUAGACCUCAUACAAUAACUGUCCUAGCUCUACCCUAUCUUUUGUUUCAUUUCUUCUGGAACAAUCACAAACACUUUUUUGAUUAUGGAUCUACUAGCAGAAAUUCAAUGCGUAAUCUCAGCAUUCAAUGUGUAUUCCUGAAUAAUCUCAUUUUUCAAUUAUUCAACUAUUUCAUUUUACCAAGUUCAACGUUAGCCAGAUUAGUCAACAUUUAUAUGUUUCGAUGCAACAACAAGAUGUUAUUUGUAACAAGUAGUUUUGUUGGUUGGUUAAUUGGUCACAUUUUAUUCAUGAAAUGGGUUGGAUUGGUAUUAGUCUGGAUACAGCAAAAUCAUUCUAUUCGAUCUAAUAAGUACCUUGUGUCAGAAUUGAGAAAUUCUAUGGCUCGAAUCUUUAGUAUUCUCUUCUUUAUUACCUGUGUCUACUAUUUAGGCAGAAUGCCGUCACCUAUUUUUACUAAAAAACUGAAAGAAACCCCAGAAACGAAAGAAAGUGAGGAAGAAACAGAACAGGAAGAAGAGGGAUUCACCGAAGAAGAUCCUUCUCCUUCCCUUUUUUCGGAAGAAAAGGAGGAUCCGGACAAAAUCCAAAUCGAUGAAAUGGAAAAGAUCCGAGUGAAUGGAAAGGACAAAACAAAGGAUGAAUUCCACUUGCACUUAAAAGAAGCAUGCUAUAAAAAUAGCCCAACUUCGUUAGAAAUACUUAAAGAAGAAAAGAAAAACUUCUUCGGGUUUGAAAAAUCCCUUCUUUUUCUUCUUUUCGACUAUAAACGUUGGAAUCGUCCAACGCGAUAUAUAAAAAACAAUCGAUUUGAAAAUGCGGUAAGAAAUGAAAUGUCACAAUAUUUUUUUUAUACAUGUCAAAAUGAUGGAAAACAAAGAAUUUCUUUUACAUAUCCACCCAGUUUAUCAAUUUUCUGGGAAAUGAUACAAAGAAAGAUUUCUUUGGAUACAACAGAAAAAUUCUUAUAUGAUGAUGAACUAUCCAAUAAUUGGAUUUCUACAAAUGAACAAAAAAGAAACAGUUUAAGCAAUGAAUUAAAUAAUAGAAUUACGGUUCUAGACAAAGACAUUUUUUAUAUAGAUGUACUCGAUAAAAAAACAAGAUUAUGCUUAGAAAACAAAAUAGUAAAUUAA